UUUUAUCGUUAAGAAAUGUCGAGAACACCAAUUUUGAUGUGAAAGCUCUCCGCGCCUUCAGAGUAUUCAGGCCUCUACGUCUAGUUUCAGGGGUGCCAAGUUUACAAGUUGUUUUGAAUUCCAUUUUCCGUGCCAUGGUGCCCCUCCUCCACAUUGCCCUUCUCGUCAUCUUCGUCAUCAUCAUCUAUGCUGUAAUUGGUCUGGAGCUCUUCAUGGAGUAUAUGCAUAAAACGUGUUAUUUCAAAGACACAUCCAUAAUAGCGAUGGACGACCCCCAUCCGUGUGGGAACGGAUUCAGGUGCACGGACCUCCUCGAGGUCGGUAUCAACAACACGGAUUGUUUAGAGAAGUGGGAGGGUCCAAACGAUGGCAUCACCACGUUUGAUAACAUCGGGCUUGCCAUGCUGACCGUGUUCCAGUGCAUCACCAUGGAAGGGUGGACGGACAUCAUGUAUGACAUCAAUGACGGUGCUGGUCCCUGGUGGCCGUUCCUCUACUUUGUGAGUCUCAUCAUCAUUGGUUCAUUCUUUGUUCUCAACCUGGUUCUUGGUGUCCUAAGUGGGGAAUUCUCCAAGGAGAGAGAAAAGGCCAAAGCAAGAGGAGCGUUUCAGAAGCUACGAGAGAAGCAACAGAUAGAGGAGGAUCUCCGAGGCUACUUAGACUGGAUCACACAAGCAGAGGAUAUUGAUCCUGAUAAUGACAGUGAGCAAAACCCAGGUCCGCCAAAACACGUUCUCUGGAAGAGACUUGGUACCUUAAACACCAAAGUUCCCAAACCUAUAAGCGAGUCUGAUUCAGAUGACAAAUCAGAAGAAAUGGGAAGCAGUGAAAUACCUCAGCAACAAUGGAUGCAGAAAGAAAGGCGUCAACUCAGACGAUGGAAUAGAAGGUGUCGUAGGUUAUGUCGGCAGGCAGUGAAAUCGCAAGCAUUCUAUUGGAUCGUCAUCAUCAUGGUCUUCUUCAACACAGUGAUCCUAGCCUCGGAGCACUAUAGCCAGCCUGCGUGGCUCACAGAUUUUCAAGACUUUGGCAACUUGUGCUUUGUGGUCAUCUUCACGAUUGAGAUGAUAAUCAAGAUGUACAGCCUGGGUCUUCAGGGCUACUUUGUGUCGCUCUUCAACCGUUUUGAUUGUUUUGUGGUGUGUAGCAGUAUCAUAGAAGUCGUCUUCAUCUAUGCCCAUAUCAUCCCUCCCAUUGGUAUCAGCGUCUUACGCUGUGUCAGACUUCUCAGGGUCUUUAAAGCAACCAGAUACUGGACAGCGCUGAGGAACCUGGUUGCGUCCCUCCUGAACAGUAUGCGCUCCAUCGCCAGCUUGCUAUUGCUUCUCUUUCUCUUCAUCCUCAUCUUUGCUCUCUUGGGAAUGCAAGUCUUUGGAGGCCAUUUUAACUUUGACAGCACCAAGCUCAAGCCUCGAAGCAACUUUGAUUCCUUCUUUCAAUCGCUCUUCACUGUGUUCCAAAUCUUAACUGGUGAAGACUGGAACGAGGUGAUGUAUGAUGGCAUUCAGGCUUACGGUGGAGUCAAGUCAAUUGGAUUCCUUGCUAGCACCUACUUUAUCAUCUUGUAUAUCUGUGGUAACUACAUCCUACUCAACGUGUUCUUGGCCAUUGCCGUGGACAACCUGGCCGAUGCCGAAUCCCUCACAGCCUUAGAGAAGGAGAAAGAGGAGGAGAAGAGGAACAAGUCCAUCAGGAGAGCCAACGAGUUUGACCUCUCCAAGCAGCUGCCCCCUGGUGUUGACCCCAAGGGAGUCAUCCGUGGACCCAAGAGGUUACAGGAGAAGAGGAAAGCUGCGUUCGGUAAAGAGUCAGAUGGUUCAUUGAAUCAUAAAAGCAAGUCACAAGAUAGUGAAGAAAACGUAAAUGUGAUUGAUGAAGAUGAUGUGAAGAAAUCUUUGAAAGAACCAGAUGAAGAUGACAAAGAAGAAGAAGAAGCAGAGUCUCUAACAACAGCUUCCGCUAGACCAAGGAGGCUUUCAAAUAUCAACAUACCCACCAAAACAAGACCCAUACCCAAAGCAAAUUCCCUUUUUGUAUUCUCCAACACAAAUAGAUUUCGUCGUUUGUGUUAUAACCUCGUGAAUCAUCCUUAUUUUACCAAUGUGGUGCUGGUUCUUAUCCUCAUAAGCAGCACUAUGUUGGCAGCUGAGGAUCCACUCGAUGAAGAUAAAAGGAGAAAUUAUAUAUUGAGCCUUUUUGAUUACGGAUUUACUUCAAUAUUUACAAUUGAAAUUCUUCUAAAGGUUGUUGCCUAUGGACUUGUUUUCCAUCAAGGUGCCUUCUGUCGUAACUCUUUCAAUUUAUUGGAUCUGCUAGUUGUAACUGUAGCCUACAUUUCAAUCAUAUUCGAUGAUACGAAAAUCUCUGCAGUGAAGACUCUGAGAGUUCUCAGGGUUCUUAGGCCACUUCGAGCUAUCAACAGAGCUAAGGGGCUUAAGCACGUGGUUCAGUGUGUGUUUGUGGCCAUCAAGACGAUAGGGAACAUCAUGCUCGUUACACUGCUCCUAGUCUUCAUGUUUGCCUGCAUUGGGGUGCAACUGUUCCGUGGAAGAUUCUUUUCCUGUAACGACUCCUCGAAGCUCUAUGAGGAAGACUGUCAAGGUCAUUAUUUUGUAUACAAGAAUGGAGACUUGGAUCAAGUAUCAGUUGAACAGCGUGUAUGGAGUAAGAAUGAAUUCCACUUUAAUGAUGUAGGAAAUGCUAUGCUGGCUCUCUUUACCGUCGCAACGUUUGAAGGUUGGCCAAAGCUUCUGUAUGUGGCUGUAGACUCUACCGAGGAUGAUAAGGGUCCCGUACACAGCUCUCGCAUGCCUGUAGCGGUCUUCUUCUUUGCGUACAUCAUCGUCAUCGCUUUCUUCAUGGUCAACAUCUUCGUGGGUUUCGUCAUUGUCACCUUCCAGAAUGAGGGAGAGCAAGAAUACAAGAAUUGUGAACUAGACAAAAAUCAGAGAAAUUGUCUAGCGUUUGCCCUCAAAGCAAAACCUGUGCGGAAGUACAUCCCCAAGAAUCCAAAGCAACAUUUAGUUUGGAAGCUUGUCACGUCUCGGGCUUUUGAGUACUUCAUAUUUGUUCUCAUCAUGGUUAAUACCAUUAUUCUUGCCAUGAAGUAUCGCACACAAACGGAAGCCUACAAGAAUGUGUUGGACUACAUGAACAUUGUGUUUACAGCGGUUUUCACCGUUGAGUUUCUACUCAAGAUCAUUGCAUACAAGCCCAAGAAUUACUUCCGGGAUUAUUGGAACGCGUUUGAUUUCAUCAUUGUGUUAGGGAGCAUCAUAGAUAUAAUGAUUGACAUGUUUAGUGUUGUUACAGCGGCGAAUGAGAAGAAGCAGUUCAGCAUCAACUUCUUCCGGUUGUUUCGAGUCAUGAGAUUGAUCAAGCUCCUAAGCAGGGGAGAAGGAAUUCGAACUCUGCUGUGGACAUUUAUCAAGUCUUUCCAGGCCCUGCCAUAUGUAGCGUUAUUAAUCGUCAUGUUGUUUUUUGUAUAUGCUGUUAUUGGAAUGCAGAUGUUUGGUAAAAUCAAGCUAUCGUUGGAUGGAGCUCUAAAUCGGAAUAAUAACUUCCGUACAUUCCCCACUGCUGUAAUGGUGCUAUUCAGAUCAGCUACAGGUGAAGCAUGGCAACAGAUUAUGAUGGCAUGUUCACAAUCACCCAAGGCACCGUGCCAAAGAGAUGAUACAGAGAUAUGUGGCAAUAAUUUUGCCUAUGUAUAUUUCAUCUCUUUCUACUCCAUCUGUUCAUUCCUGAUCAUUAAUUUAUUUGUAGCUGUCAUCAUGGAUAAUUUUGAUUAUCUAACACGUGAUUGGUCAAUUCUAGGACCACACCAUCUAGAUGAAUUUGUCAGACAAUGGUCAGAGUUCGACCCGGACGCAACGGGUCGUAUCAAGCAUUUAGAUGUAGUGACGUUACUACGCUCCAUAUCCCCUCCCCUAGGUUUUGGGAAACUUUGCCCUCAUAGAAUUGCAUGCAAGAGAUUAGUGACAAUGAAUAUGCCGCUCAAUAGUGAUGGUACCGUCAUGUUCAACGCUACACUGUUUGCACUCAUCAGGACAUCAUUAAAAAUAAAAACAGAAGGUAAUAUAGAUCAGUGUAAUGAGGAGCUAAGAGCAGUCAUCAAGAAGAUUUGGAAAAGGACAAGUACUAAACUCUUGGACCAAGUUGCUCCACCAGCAGGGGCCGAUGAUGAUGUGACAGUCGGCAAAUUUUAUGCAACAUUCCUGAUUCAGGACUACUUCCGUCGUUUCAAGAAGCGCAAGCAAGAGGGUUUGAAGAUCCCGGGACAACCAGACAGCACCUUUGCACUUCAGGCUGGAUUAAGAACUCUGCAUGAGAUUGGACCACAGAUCAAGAGGGCUAUAUCAGGCAAUCUGGAAGGCAUGGAUGAGAAUGAACAGUUCGAGCAUGAUGAACCAAAUCAUAGGCGGAGUCACUCGUUAUUUGGCACCGUGCUCAACAUGUACCACAACCGUCGUCAGUCCACCCCCAUGGCCAACACCCACUACCAGGGUCGGGACCCCCCUCCAGCCUACUACCCUAACAACGCCACCAACAACCUGGUGAGCUCGCCUCCGUCCAACCAGCACCGCAAGCUGUCUCCAGCGAACAGUCUCAACAACUACAACCACAAUCCUCAGAACAAGUCCCCGUUCAACAUGUCCUCCUCCAAGUCUCCAUCGGCCAUCAGGGGACGGGGCGGACCUUACUCCCCCAACGCCAACUCCCUCCAGGUGUCCUCGCCCCAUACCAGAGGCUUCUCACCGGUCGGUAACAGGAAUCCCGGAGGGAGGGGCAUGCCCAAUAACAGAGGGCCUGGCAAUAGAUAUAGCACAAAAGAAGGCAGACAACCCCUCCUCCAAAAUGAAGAUCGUCAUCACCACCAUCAUCAUAACAACAAUCAUCAUCACUCCCCUGAUUCGCCUUAUGAUGAUGAUGAUGUGGAGGAGAUAGAACCCAAGGCUCCAUCUUCACCACAGGUAGUAGAUGAGGAGUAUCAACCAGAACCAUACCAACAGCCUUACAGAGAACCCUAUAGGGACUACUCAAGCCUCUACACUGUUUAUGAGGAACCUCCCACCCUAAGAACAGAGUGUUACCAGGAGGAAGAUGAGGACAACCUUUCAGAGACCUCAUCUCAUCCUCCUACAUCACCCCUCCUAAGCCCUCAACGAUCCCCUUCAUCAUCCCGUGGCCACAGCCCCACCCCACCCCCUCACCAGAACUCCAGUAACCACCCCUCCCCCUCCCCGGCCAAGCUCACCCUGGACUUCUCCACGACGGUGCCAUCACCUACCGAAACAAGUCUUCCAAAGCUUGAGGGUGAGAGUAUAGGGAGCCGAAGUGUGACCCACAGCCCCCGCAAGUCACCCGCCGGUUCACCAAGCAGACGACUGUUGCUGCCCUCUGGCAAAUCAGAUGGUUUAGUGCCUGCAGGGGAUCGAAAGACGGCAGUGCCUCUCAAGCUAGCUCAGGCACAGGUCAUGGCAGUGGCCGGUAUGACACCCGAGGGCAAGACGCGCAACUCGACGGGACGAAUGUGGCUCACACCCCCCUCUUCCCCACGCCGGAUCCGCUCCUCCCUUCACACCCCUGCACCCCGCCCCACCACCCAGAGCUCUCAUCUCCUCCCCACCACGGGAUCGACGUCCAACUCGACGUCGACUCACAUGAUGGUGAAGGAGCCUCUGGCGCAGAGGCACUCCACCGGGGAGAUCGGGACAUCGCGCGAUCCCUCUGCGGCAUUCUUCAAGUCACUAACCAAACCUAAGACAUCUGUGCCUAGAAAUAACCCCAGUCCAGAAGAAGUAGCGGGUAGUGCAGAGAGUUUAGUAGCUCAGGUGCUAGCAGGGGAAGGCAUCUCGCCCAUUCGUGACAGGGACCUAAUCAACAUGGCCGAACGUGAGUUAGCCGAAGCCUGUAACAUGACCCAGGCUCAGCUGGACUCUGCUGCCCAUCGCAUCCUCUUCCCAAAGGACAAGCUGGCCAACGUCCCCGUUGUAACCACGACAGUCACCCAGGACACCCAGCUGCCGUAUUUUGACCAUCUGGGCGGCUACGAGCUGCGGGACUACACGCGCAGGUCGGGGGGUCACGAUCGGACUAACGAUGAUGACGAUGAGGAGGGUGGAAGGCGGGCGGGGCGCGAGGCAGACAGCGAUACAGAGUCGGGAACAAUAGAGGCUGAUGAACAUGGGGUGCUCUAUGUGACUACAUUAUAGCAGCAGCUCGUCUGUAGGACCACUUUUGUUUUUUUUCUAUGAAGAUGUAAAUAGUCAUGUUGUGUGCUGUGUUAUCAACGCUAUAGAUCAACUCUCUAUGUAUGGUGGAUUAGAUCAUGGAUGGACGACGUGGUAGCUCCGGCCGUUCGGCUUGAUCAGUACAAGUCUGUUGGCAAUCAGCGAUGACGUCUGUAGAUACAUUUGAUAUUCAAGUGAUCCCCAGUGCUGACAUCAUCAAGAACUAUACGAUAGUCUAUUGAUGCCUCUCAGUAAUCCUACCAUGUCUAGCUAGCAGUGAUUUUGGACAUGACUAAAUUUUGUUUGAUUGAUUAAUUUCACAUGGUGGAUGCUAAAUGUGCCAGAUUUGUAUUACAGUAUCAUAAUUAUAGAUUCUAGAAGGGUAUAAUGAUGUGUGAAGAAUGUCAAAUUCAAUGAGAAAUAUAGAUUUUUAUCUCAAUCUAAUGGAGAUUAAUAGAAGACGUGUUGUGAACUGAGCAAGGCAUGUACGUGUCAGCUAGUCUAUGUCAGGUACGUAUUGUCAUUCUCAAUCUUGUUUGCAGAGUUGUAUUUUAAGAUUAGAUCAAGGUACUGAAUCGUUUGUAUUGUUCUUAUCUCACGAAUCAAAUAUAUAUUUGUUGUAGAUAUAUAUUUGUAUAUACACAGAAAGGCUCCUCGAUGUGGAGUUUGCUAUGUAUACGCAUGCCUGGUGCACUGUAAUACCACAAUUUUAUAUCAUCACCAUUAUGUAUAUAUGUGAUUAUACAUUUUGAAAAUGAAAUGAAAUUUUUUAAUGAAAAGAUUGUAUAUAAAAGGUAUAUACAGUCAUUACCUAAUCAUGAGCAUAGUAACAUAUGCAUUAUUUGUAAAGAAUGAUAUCAUUUUUUGUUUCUUUAUCAGGUCCAGUUAAUGUCUUUGCUCUUAAUUAUAGGAUAUUUAAUAAAAAGAAAAGCAUGUUUUUGUCUUUAGUUUUGAGAGCUUUUGAUGUAGUUUGUGGGAUCAAACACAAUCAUUUCUGAAACGUCUGCAUAUGCUAAGAAUGUCUGUCCUCAAGUAGGAUAUACACUUUAGUCAAAACUCUUUAUCUCUUACCAACUGCACUGUCACAAAUCCAGAAUGAAGAAACUUUUAAAAUCAUUUAUUCAAAUUGUCUGUUUGGAACCAUAAGGGUGCUUAGUGUCAAAGGGUGUUGUAACACACAGAGUUUACGCACAUUUUGGCUGUAAGUAGGUAUGUUCAGACAUUAUUGGUGAGUGCUGCUGUGUGUUCACUGGUCAUGAUUUAUGAUCAUCAAACAGAUUAAUUAUAUUUCACCAGUCACACAUUUGAGGUUUAAAUUUAAUGUUAGUGCAUGAAUAGAAAGACUAUAAAGAAUCUCUACUUGUGUGGCAG
Messenger RNA from Strongylocentrotus purpuratus (purple sea urchin), 7604 nucleotides. RefSeq names its product voltage-dependent L-type calcium channel subunit alpha-1D-like. Gene Ontology annotation, cellular component: voltage-gated calcium channel complex; membrane. Lineage: Eukaryota; Metazoa; Echinodermata; Echinoidea; Camarodonta; Strongylocentrotidae. The record is from RefSeq and is a predicted model, not a curated record. Gene Ontology annotation, molecular function: high voltage-gated calcium channel activity. The transcript is spliced from 43 exons. Gene Ontology annotation, biological process: calcium ion import across plasma membrane. Bases 135 to 6215 code for a protein of 2026 amino acids.